Colius striatus (speckled mousebird) is the source of this 2666-nucleotide messenger RNA. RefSeq names its product WD repeat, sterile alpha motif and U-box domain containing 1 (gene WDSUB1). The transcript is spliced from 11 exons. The coding region runs from base 353 to 1798 and encodes 481 amino acids. Gene Ontology annotation, molecular function: ubiquitin-protein transferase activity; protein binding. The record is from RefSeq and is a predicted model, not a curated record. Gene Ontology annotation, biological process: protein ubiquitination. Lineage: Eukaryota; Metazoa; Chordata; Aves; Coliiformes; Coliidae.
GCUGCGGCGCCAUUGCGGCCCUUUCGCGGCGCUCGCUGGCAGCUGCCGCCGUCGCGCUGGGGUCCCGCCGGCCUCCCGAGCCCCGGUGCGGCGGCGAGACGUGCUGGCAGACUGUAGGUGAUGGCAGGCCAUGAAGGAGGUGCCCAGGCGUGCCCAGAGCUGCUGCGGCGUUUCCUGUGAGCAGCCGCUGGUGGGCUGUGGGUCGGGAAGUGCCGUUGCUGGGUGAGGUAACGCUUAGUGCUGAACAUCUCUGGUGGCCGCUGUUCCGGAUUCGCGUCGCUUCCUCAGCCAGUUUAAACUAUCGGUACCCGAAACGUCUCAUUUUCAGAUCUUUUUGUUGGAAGUUGAUAAAAUGGUGACAUUAAUUCACACUUUAUCAGAUCACAGUGACGAUGUCAGCUGCUGUGCCUUCUCCUCGCAGCGCUUGGCCACUUGUUCCUUGGACAAAACAGUUCGUGUUUAUUCUUUAAACGACUUCACCGAGCUUCCCUACUCACCUUUAAAAGGCCACACGUACGCUGUGCACUGCUGCUGCUUCUCCCCGUCAGGACACGUGCUGGCAUCGUGCUCGACCGACGGCACGGCGGUGGUGUGGGGCAGCGGGGACGGGCGGGCGCUGGCCGUGCUGCCGCAGCCCAGUCGCAGCCCUGUCAGGGUCUGCCGCUUCUCGCCUGACUCCUCGCGCCUGCUGGCCGGGGCGGCGGAUGGGAGCCUGGUGCUCUGGAACCUGCAGUCAUUCACACUCCACAGAUCUGGGAAUGUUAAAGAUGGUUCUUUGGUGGCCUGUGCAUUUUCUCCUAAUGGAAACUUCUUUGUCACUGGAUCAUCGUGUGGUGACUUAACCAUUUGGGAUGAUAAAAUGAGGUGCCUGUAUAAUGAAAAAGCACAUGAUCUUGGUGUUACCUGCUGUGAUAUUUCUUCACAGCCAAUUUAUGGUGGUGAACGUGGAUUUAGAUACUUCCAGAUGGCUUCUUGUGGUCAAGAUAAUCAGAUCAAACUCUGGCUUAUUUGGUUUGAAAAUUUCUUAGGUGUUGAAUUGAGAUGUAAGUGCACAUUGAGUGGACAUUCUGCUCCAGUUCUGGCGUGUGCAUUUUCUUAUGAUGGGCAGAUGUUAGUGUCAGGGUCUGUAGACAAGUGUGUCAUAAUACAUGAAACUAGUACUGGUAGUAACCUUCAUACUUUGUCCCAGCAUACCAGGUAUGUUACAACUUGUGCUUUUGCACCACAUAGUGCCUUACUUGCCACAGGCGCAAUGGAUAAAACUGUGAACAUAUGGCAGUUUGAUCUGGAGCAGCCCUGUGCAGGAAAUGCAGUUGAAAAUGAAUCCAAGGUGACUGUUGAGGACUGGUCAGAGGAUGAUGUUUCAGCCUGGCUUUGUGCACAAGACCUGGCAGACUUUGUUGAGCUUUUCAAGAUGAAUAACAUUGAUGGAAAGGAGCUACUGAAUCUUACUAAAGACAGUCUGACUAAUGAAUUAAAAAUUGAGUCUCUGGGCCAGCGCAAUAAACUCCUCCAGAAGAUUGAAGAGCUGAGGAAGAAAAUGAUCCCUGUCCCCGUCCCUGAUGAGUUCUUGUGCCCUAUAACAAGGGAGCUGAUGAAGGAUCCCAUCAUUGCAGCAGAUGGUUAUUCCUAUGAGAGAGAAGCGAUGGAAAACUGGCUCAGCAGUAACAGACGGUCUAGUCCCAUGACAAACCUUCCUCUGCCCUCGCUGCUGCUCACCCCCAACAGGACACUGAAGAUGGCCAUCAAUGGGUGGCAGGAGAGGCAGCAGCACCACCCUGAAACCACCUCCUUCUGAAGGUGUCCCUUAAAAUGAAUAGAAAUGAACCUGUAAGUAGCUGAAUGAAUCCUUGCAAACAACAGGAAAGAAAAGACUGUGUCUGUUCUGAGCUGUGGCUGCCAGGGAAAUGGCUGCUGGAAAGAAAAUGUUUACUGGUGGAAGCACCCGGAAAACUGUGAGAAUGGUGCUGUUGAUUGUGUUUUUUGGUGCUUCUGUUGGAGAAAUAACAGUUCUCUCACCAUUUUUACCACAUUUAUGAGUGGCAAGUCUUGAUUUUGCCAAGUCAGUUUUCCAGUCUCUUCCUCUGUUCCCUGUGACUGGACACUCAGCUGGAGAAGCUGGGAGAGCAUCUCUCCUGCACCCACCAGUGACUGCGCCUCGUCCUACAGGUAUAUUAAUAAUCUUUAUUUUGUAUGGAAAAAAUACAGUAGCUGUGCAAAAAUAGAACUACAGGGCAAGGCUAAUAGAGGACUUGUACAAAAUACCAAAGAAACAGUAAACAAUAAAUAAGCUAAAGCAUAAUGAUGCAAACUGAGAAGGAACUUGUAAGAACAGGUAUGUGUGUGGAAGGUGCAGGAGCCGCGGGGCAGAACAGCACCGCACCUCCCUGUUCCCAACGGCCCUGCCUAUAAAAAGCUUCACAACUUCAUCCUGCCAGGCAACUGCACAGACACUUCUCUCCUGCUUCCCUCCUCCCUCCAUCCAUUCCCAUACCCCCACUCAGCCUCCCCUUGCUUAACCCAUAACUCACUCUGCUUUAAGGUAGCACCCAGAGGUGAUCAGAUAAACUCUAUAAAGUGCGAUUACUGUUAAUAUGCCAUAAGAGUGUGUUCUUCAGUGCAAUAACCAAUAUGGUCAAAGCCUUUCAAUACACAUGCAAAUGUUA